AUGGCUCUCAUGUACGGUAAAGAAAAAGAUGUCGAGCAGGAUACCGCUGCAACCGUGGAUCCUGGAUUUAUAUCCUUUUACAAUGGCUUGCCCAAGAAGUCCCCGGAAACUGGCACCGUUCGUCUAUUUUUCCGCGAAGAAUUCUACGUUUGCUACGGCCCCGACGCACACUACGUUGCCACCAACGUCUUCCACACGAACUCGGUCAUCAAGCAUCUUGGGAUAGGAGCAAAAUCAUUGCCAUCUGUCAUUCUCAGACCCAAUAUGGCGACGAUGAUGCUCCGCGACGCUCUUACCACCAAACAGUUGAAAGUAGAAAUAUGGGUACCGGAGCCUGGUCAAAGCAAAAAGUCGACGAAGUUCAGGCUAGAUAAAGAGGCUUCACCGGGAAACCUCCAAGCCGUUGAAGAGCUUUUGUUCUCAUCCACCGAUCUUACCACUAAUCCAAUUGUCAUGGCCAUCAAAGUCGCUAACGCACCUUCGUCUACUGGCGACAAGGCGAAAUCCAAGACAGUCGGUAUUGCAUUUGCAGAUAGCAAUGCCCGUGAACUCGGGGUUGCUGACUUCGUCGAUAACGAACUGUUCUCAAAUACUGAGUCCUUAAUAAUACAACUGUCUGUCAAAGAAGCAAUUGUACAGACCGGUACAUCUUCCGGGAAAACCGACAGAGAUGUUGAGUUAAACACGCUGAAAUCGGUAUUGGACCGAUGUGGUGUAGUCAUCACUGAACGCAAACCUAGCGAGUUCAUGUCCAAAAAUGUCGCGGAGGAUGUCAUUCGUAUACUUUCCCCCGCAUCCCUUCCUCCGUCGGCCAGUACAUCAACAGAUCCAGCCAAACUCAUACGUAUGUCCUCCAAAGCGACCAUCAUUGAAGGCUACGUCAAUAACAUGUAUACUUUAGCCCAUCUCGACCUCCCUGUGGCACCGGGAGCCCUCAACGCCCUCAUUACGUACCUCCAACUUCUUUCUGACAUGUCAAACCACGAAACAUAUACCCUCCGCUCUCAUGACCUAACCCAGUAUAUGAAACUUGAUGCCAGUGCCCUUCGCGCCCUCAAUCUAACUGAAGCGCCAGGAAACUCGGGGACAGUUACUCGAAAUACAACUCUGCUGGGGCUGCUCAACAAGUGCAAAACAGCCCAAGGUACCCGUCUCCUGGGGACAUGGCUGAAACAACCUUUGGUUAACCUUCACGAGAUUCGUAAACGCCAGAACCUCGUUGAGAUAUUUGUUGAAGCCACGAAUGCUCGCCGGACACUACAGGAUGAAUAUCUGAAGUAUAUGCCCGACCUACGUCGUCUGAGCAAGCGAUUCCAACGAGGUCUUGCUACACUAGAAGAUGUUGUCCGAGUCUAUCAAGUCAUGUUGAAGCUCCCCGAUAUGGUUGUUGUCCUCGAGAACGUUGACUCAACGAAGGGACAAGAGCUGAUUGAAGAAGUAUUCCUCAGGUCACUCAGGGAAUAUACCGAAAGCCUGGCGAAAUAUGGCGAAAUGGUGGAAGAAACGAUUGAUUUAGAUCAGCUGGACAACCACAAUAUCGUCAUCAAGCCUGAAUAUGACAAUGAAUUGAAGAAAAUCUCGGAGAAGCUGACAGAGGUACGCGAUGGCUUGGACCAAGAGCAUCGUAAAGUCGGGCGAGACUUGGACCUCGAGCUAGACAAGAAGCUUCAUCUGGAGAACAACGCCACCUAUGGUUAUUGUUUCCGCGUCACAAAGAAUGAUGCCAAAGCAAUCAAGAACAAAAAGUAUACUGAGAUCACCACGCUGAAGACAGGGGUCUUCUUCACUACAUCUGAUUUAAAGGAGCUGGCCGAAGAAUACGUGACUUAUACUGCUCAGUACUCCAAGACUCAAAGUAGUGUCGUGAAGCAAGUCGUGGAGAUCGCUGCUACUUACACCCCUGUGCUGGAUUUGUUGGACACAGUGAUUGCUCCUCUUGAUGUGAUAGUCAGCUUUGCCCAUGUCUCUGUCAACGCCCCGGAACCGUACGUGAAACCAACGGUGGUAGAACGGGGCUCGGGCAAUCUUAUUCUUCGGGAUGCCCGACAUCCUUGUCUGGAAGUGCAAGAUGAUAUCAGCUUUAUCCCCAAUGACAUCGAGAUGAUCAGAGAUAAAAGUGAAUUCCAGAUAAUCACUGGUCCCAACAUGGGCGGAAAGUCGACAUACAUCCGUCAGACUGGCGUUAUUGCUCUCAUGGCGCAGAUAGGGUGUUUUGUACCGUGCUCCGAAGCUCGGCUACCUAUCUUCGACUCUGUCCUCUGCCGAGUUGGAGCUGGUGAUAGUCAGUUGAAGGGCAUCUCCACUUUUAUGGCGGAGAUGCUGGAAACUGCUACUAUUCUUCGAUCCGCGACGAAAGAUUCUUUGAUCAUCAUUGAUGAGCUAGGUCGAGGAACAUCAACAUACGAUGGCUUCGGACUUGCUUGGGCGAUCUCUGAACACAUCGCGUCUCAGAUUCACGCGUUCUGCCUAUUCGCGACGCAUUUCCACGAGCUGACAGCGCUGGACCAACAGAUACCACACGUCAAGAAUUUACACGUCGUAGCCCAUGUUACUCAGACUGGAACGACGAAUCAAGAGCGAGAUAUCACGCUACUGUACAAAGUAGAGCCUGGUAUAUCCGAUCAGAGCUUUGGAAUUCACGUUGCAGAACUGGCUAACUUCCCAGAGAGUGUCGUCAAGCUGGCGAGACGCAAAGCUGAGGAGCUUGAGGAUUUCGGAGGGGAAAACUCUUCUACGCAAGAUGUCGCAUCCGAAGUCAUCGCAGAGGAAGGCAUCACGAUAGUGGAAGAAUUACUUCGUACCUGGGCUUCAAAAGCCUCGCGCUCAAGCACAGACGCCGACGUAGACAUGGAUGGUGAAGUCUCGACAGAGAUACAGCUUGACGAACUGCGGCAAUGCGUGGAGCUUUUCAGGCCACAACUAGAACAAAAUGCAUGGAUUCAGUCGCUUUUGGGUUCUUUGUAG
This is a messenger RNA of Pleurotus ostreatus (oyster mushroom), 2964 nucleotides long. It is a transcript of the gene MSH2, whose product is annotated as MutS-like protein. Gene Ontology annotation, cellular component: nucleus; MutSalpha complex. The record is from RefSeq and is a predicted model, not a curated record. The coding region runs from base 1 to 2964 and encodes 987 amino acids. Gene Ontology annotation, molecular function: ATP binding; mismatched DNA binding; ATP-dependent DNA damage sensor activity. The transcript is spliced from 22 exons. Lineage: Eukaryota; Fungi; Basidiomycota; Agaricomycetes; Agaricales; Pleurotaceae. Gene Ontology annotation, biological process: mitotic recombination; mismatch repair.